UACGAGUUUUAUUAUUCACACGCGUUUUAGUAAAAUUGUGCAAACAUUUGUGAUUGCUAUCCAAUACGGAAUAUUAAUAUUAUCGUGUGGAUGGUUUAGCGAAAUAAAAAUAAAUAACUUAUUAGGUGUAUUGUGUUUGGUUUAUCGGCUUGUGCGCGCAAUGAUGGCAACACUGUAUACGCCGGCCAUGUUAUGAUAUGUAAAAGGUAGUAGACGUAGACACGUGUUUAAUUCGUGCUGCUAUUUUGUACGCUCAAAUUGUGUGUCAAGCCUAUCACAAAAAAAGCAGAAAACAGUGAAAAAUAUUUUAAAAAACAUUUUAAGUGAACGCAGCGGCAAUUUGCAGGCAAUUGAAAGCAUAUUUAUUUAACCCACUGGUUUCAAAAGAUUCUCCAAUAUUCAGCGAAAAUGGUAUCCGGUCGUCCACUACUCUAUCUGUCACUGCCCGGUGUAGCAUUUAUACUCGGCGUCUUUUGGUUUCGGCGUAGAAAUAAAAAUCGUGUAGACAAAAACGAUGAUGAUAAUGGAACAGCAGCCGUCGCCAAUGGGAAGCCAGUUAAGGAGGCCGCCGCUGAGCCGGCGAUUCAACAGCGCAAAGUGAACGGUGUGCAAUCGGCAAAUGGCAAAUUGCCCAAUGGAUCUGUGGCCACCAAAUCAAUGAAUAUUACUGUGGGUGGCAACAGCGGCAGCGGAGGCGGCGGCAAUGUCGAUGACAAGGAUAGUCCAAAUUCGAUGUUAUACGGCAAAUCGGCACCAAUCACCAUACAACAAAGCAAUGGACGCGCAUCGCCGGGCAACAAACACCAACAGCAACAGCAGCAAAUCGAUUCGGAAAUGUUAAAGUCAAAGAUCCAAGAUGCCGAGCACAAGAAACUCUGUUCCAUUGACGAAGACUUUGAGAAUCUAUCGUCGCCCAGUAAUUUGCCCGAUUCGGUUAAUAAUCGUGUCUCGUUCUACAAUCGCAAAACAAAUCAAAAGGCCGAGGAGCCGGUGGUCAUCAAGGCAACACGUACCCCCAAAAUAUCGCCUGAGAAUUCGUUCCUGGAGAGCAAGUACACAAAGCAGGAAUGCGGCGAGCAGAACAACAACUGUGAGCCGACCAAAAAGCAGGAGGCAGCAACAACAGCAGCAUCGCCUAUAGAGACAGCAACAGCAACAGAAACGCAGAUACAAGCCACAGAAAAACAGACUGAGGACGAUCAGAAUCAGAAUCAGAAUGAGAAUCAGAAUUCAGUUGUAGUCGAGCAGACAAUUGUGUCGUCGUCGUCUGAGGCAGACGAUGCCAAUGGCAAUCAGAAGCGCAAUGUGGAUGCCGCAAGUCCAUCGCUGAGCAUUUGCAGUGUGCAAUCCGGCGAUUCGGGCAAAGGAUCAAGUCUGCCACGGUCCGAGGCAACGACACGGAUCAAGACCACAUAUGAAUUCUAUUUCCCAAAUAGUUUAAUCGGUCAGCUCUAUGGACGCAAGCGUUCGUUCAUCAAUCAGAUGAAGGCGAAAACCUCGGCCAAUGUCACACUGAGCAAGACACGCUAUUCAACUGGCAAAUUGCGCAUCUGUACCAUUGAGGGCACCGAGACGGAGAUCGAUGCCGCACUGGUGAUGAUCCGGCAACGAUUGCCAGCCAGACGCUAUCCAAAUUUCACAAUGCAGCGUAUCCACUAUGCGCUUCCGCAAACCGUAGUUCCUCUUUCGACUGAAAGCCUCUUUAACCUACAACUUAAACUGAUCGAGGGCAUCAACAACGAUGUGGUCGUCACCGCCGUGCUGUCGGGCAAUCAUGUGUUUGUCCAGCAUCCGCUGCAUCCAUCGCAUCCCUCACUGCACGCUCUGCAGAAGGGCAUGUUCGAUAGCUACUCGACCAUGGAGGCGCCCACAUUGCCGAGCAUCGAGAUCAGCGCCGUCUGUGUGAUCCCCGUCAAUGGGGUUUGGUAUCGCGUGCAAAUUUGCGAUAUCGAUGAGGAGGAUGAGGAGCGUUGUCUGGUCAAAUUCUUGGACUUUGGCGGCUACAUGAAUGUCAGCUUUAGUGCGCUGCGUCAAAUUCGCACCGACUUUAUGGCGCUGCCCUUCCAAGCCACCGAGUGCAUACUGUCCAACGUGGAGCCCAUCGAUAAUACUUGGUCAGCGGAUGCGGCCGAUAUCCUUAAUAAAUUAACCAAAGGCAUUGUCUUGCAAGCACAAGUCGCCGGCUACAACAGCCACAACAUACCAGAAAUCUAUUUAUUUGCUUCUCUAGGUCCAAAUAAUGUAAUUUUUAUCAAUAAGGAAUUGGUCGCCAGAAAUCUCGCAAAAUGGGUCGAGAUACGUGACUAACAACAACAAAAAAGCAGCCUGCAAAUGAACAAAGCAAAGCAAGUUUAAACUAAACUAAAACUAGAAGCAACAAAUUCAACUACAACAUCAACAACCAAAUAACAACCACAAUACAAGAGAAGAACAACAUCAACAAAAGAAAAGCAACAGCAACAACUUCAACUUCAACUUUCAACAGCAGCUAAAAAAAACCUUAAAAAGAAAACACAACAACAACAACAUAAAACAAAAUAACAAAUGGAGAAACUAAGUUGUAGGAAGCGACUGAGCCUAGAGCCCGUAUUUAAUAUAUAAAUACAACACACAUACAUACACACAAUACCCAUACACACUCACACGCACACACGCAUAGUUCACACACACACACACACACAUAUACGUUGACACCCACAAUCCAUUUCCACUUCCACAUACAUUGAAUGCAUAUAUAAAACAUAAAAAAAAAAAUGUUAAACAAUCUAAAAAUAAGCAAUUUGAUUGCCGCCUGCGAAUUUUGUUGUUGAUGAGAUCCCAUCGCUGAUCUCUUUUUCUGCGCAUAGGCAAAACUAACUAACUAACUAAUUAACUAACGAAUUAAUCAAUUAACAAACAAACUACAAGUGAGCGAUCAGUGCGGAAGUUUUAAAUUUGAUAAUCAAUUAUCAACACAAAAUAACGCAAACUAACUUACUAAUGCAAAUAGUAACAACAAUAACAACAACAACAAAUUCUCGGCUGUUGCGUUGGGGCACACAUACAUACACAUGUAUACAUCCACAAACAAACACACACACACACACACACACAACCAAGCAACCAACGAAACGCUUAAGAUAUUACCAUACUCAGUUAAUAAGUAGUAAUAUGUUUAGUGUAAAUAGUUUUCUUUGUAAUGAUUUUUUUUUUUUUUUGUUUAGUACCACAAACGUCGCAAUUUCUCAUCAAGAAAAUACAUUUGAUAAUAACAACUCUCUCAAAUAGCAUAAAAUUGAAUAACAUUAACUUGUACAUACAUCAUUUUUAGCGAAUUUUGUUUCGAUUUGUUGACAAACAAAAAGAAAAGAGAAAUGGUAAUUUUCUAACAAUGAUUUUUAGAUGGUCUUUAAUUUAUACGAAUACAUUUUACUCAAUCCAAGCAAAGUACAAGAAUAAUGCGUAUUAUUGUAUAAAACUCAAAAACAAAAGAAAACAAAUUUAAUGAAAAAUUGAUGAAAUGUGAAAAGACGGACAAAAGCUCCCUUUAAAAUCCAAAAAAAAACAGACAAA
Drosophila sulfurigaster albostrigata is the source of this 3552-nucleotide messenger RNA. RefSeq names its product A-kinase anchor protein 1, mitochondrial (gene spoon). Lineage: Eukaryota; Metazoa; Arthropoda; Insecta; Diptera; Drosophilidae. The coding region runs from base 409 to 2307 and encodes 632 amino acids. The record is from RefSeq and is a predicted model, not a curated record. The transcript has 5 exons. Gene Ontology annotation, molecular function: RNA binding.